Henningerozyma blattae CBS 6284 is the source of this 2895-nucleotide messenger RNA. RefSeq names its product Psg1p (gene PSG1). The record is from RefSeq and is a predicted model, not a curated record. The transcript has a single exon. The coding region runs from base 1 to 2895 and encodes 964 amino acids. Lineage: Eukaryota; Fungi; Ascomycota; Saccharomycetes; Saccharomycetales; Saccharomycetaceae.
AUGAAAGUCUCGUAUUCCAUGGCAUCUGCCCUUUUGUUUGGGACAGCCUUCGCUUAUAAACCUGUUGUUGAGCCAAAGGAAAAAUUAGACACUACUGAACAACCAAAACCUUGGGUUAGAACAAUUUAUGGCACUAAGGUAGAGAUAGUUACUCCAACAGUAAUUGGUGGUGUCGUAUUUAGUGGUAAACCUGAAGAUCCACCUAACCCUUUGGAACCAUGGGUUUCUCUAAAAAAAGAUGGUACACCACAAACUAUCAAGCCUGAAUUGAAAAAUGGACAUACUAAAAAAGCCAAGCCAGACUAUUCAACAUAUUUCCAAACAGCAUCCGUACGUACUUAUUCUUAUGAAGAGCUGAAGGCACAUAAUAUGAACCCUGGUGAUGUUUAUGAAGAAGAUGUUAUGAUUCCAGAAGACGAUACAUAUAUUAGCUUGAACCCAAUUAUUAGAUGUACGCCUGAACGUUAUUUUAAAAAGGGUGGCUCUAAAUCUGGCUCAAGUGAACCAUUUUGCACUCCAAAUGAAAAUAGUGAAUGGAAAGUUGGUAAGACUUAUUUUGUUUCUUGGUAUACAAAAUUUUUCAAGAACGAAUUGACUGAGAAAGAUAUCGAUAAGGUUCGUAUCCACUUAUCAUAUGUUAAAGAAAAAAUUAAAGAUAAGGGCCUUUUUAAGCGUGAUCUAAUAGAUGAUAUUACAAAUGAUAUUGAAAACGAUGAACAAAGGACAAAGGAGAAGCUUCAUGAAAGCCUAGAAGAUAUUGCAGUUUUGAAGCGUCACGACACAGCAGAAGACUUCGAAGAAGGCGAAAAUAUGGAUAUGCGUGACUUUAUUCAAGAUAUUAUCCAAGCUGUUGAAGCUGGUAAAAAUAAAGGUAAGCGUGAUUUUAUUCAAGACAUUAUUCAAGCUGUUGAAGCUGGUAAACACAAGGACAAACGUGACUUUAUACAAGAUAUUAUUCAAGAUGCUGAAGCAAGUGAACAAAAAGACAAACGUGACUUUAUCCAAGAUAUAAUUCAAGCUGUUGAAGCUGGUAAACAUAAGGGUAAACGUGACUUUAUCCAAGAUAUCAUCCAAGACGUUGAAGAAGGCGAACAAAAGGACAAGCGUGAUUUUAUUCAAGAUAUUAUACAAGCCGUUGAAGCUGGUAAGCACAAGGACAAACGUGACUUUAUCCAAGACAUCAUCCAAGCUGUUGAAGCUGGUAAACACAAAGACAAGCGUGACUUCAUUCAAGACAUUAUCCAAGAUGUUGAGGAAGGCGAACACAAAGAUAAGCGUGAUUUCAUCCAAGAUAUAGUUCAAGCUGUUGAAGCUGGUAAGGAUAAAGGUAAGCGCGAGUUUAUCGAAGACAUUAUCCAAGCCGUUGAAGCUGGUAAACACAAUGACAAGUGUGAUUUUAUCCAAGAUAUCAUCCAGGAUGUUGAAGAAAGUGAACACAAAGACAAGCGUGAUUUUAUCCAAGACAUCAUCCAGGAUGUUGAAGAAGGAGAACAUAAGGAUAAACGUAACUUCAUCCAAGAUAUAAUUCAAGCUGUUGAAGCUGGUAAACAUAAGGGUAAACGUGACUUUAUCCAAGAUAUCAUCCAAGACGUUGAAGAAGGCGAACAAAAGGACAAGCGUGAUUUUAUUCAAGAUAUUAUACAAGCCGUUGAAGCUGGUAAACAUAAAGACAAGCGUGAUUUUAUCCAAGAUAUCAUCCAGGAUGUUGAGGAAGGCGAACACAAAGACAAGCGUGACUUCAUUCAAGACAUUAUCCAAGAUGUUGAGGAAGGCGAACACAAAGAUAAGCGUGAUUUCAUCCAAGAUAUAGUUCAAGCUGUUGAAGCUGGUAAGGAUAAAGGUAAGCGCGAGUUUAUCGAAGACAUUAUCCAAGCCGUUGAAGCUGGUAAGCACAAAGACAAGCGUGAUUUUAUCCAAGAUAUCAUCCAGGAUGUUGAAGAAGGAGAACAUAAGGAUAAGCGUAACUUCAUCCAAGAUAUAAUUCAAGCUGUUGAAGCUGGUAAACAUAAGGGUAAACGUGACUUUAUCCAAGAUAUCAUCCAGGAUGUUGAAGAAGGAGAACAUAAGGAUAAACGUAACUUCAUCCAAGAUAUAAUUCAAGCUGUUGAAGCUGGUAAACAUAAGGGUAAACGUGACUUUAUCCAAGAUAUCAUCCAAGACGUUGAAGAAGGCGAACAAAAGGACAAGCGUGAUUUUAUUCAAGAUAUUAUACAAGCCGUUGAAGCUGGUAAGCACAAGGACAAACGUGACUUUAUCCAAGACAUCAUCCAAGCUGUUGAAGCUGGUAAACAUAAAGACAAGCGUGAGUUUAUCCAAGAUAUUAUCCAAGAUGUUGAAGAAGAUGAACAUAAGGAGAAAGAUAAUGUGGAUAAAGACCUGAAAAAUAUUGGAUUAGUCAAGAGGGAUAUCCCUGCAACCUUUUUCUCAUCUGAAUGGUUAGACAAUGAUAGUGGUAUCUUCCCAAUUGAAAUUGCUGAAGAAUGGCUACAGGAUGAAUAUGAACGUAAAAUUGUCCUAUCGAUUCAACCAAGUAAUAUCCCAGAUAAUGAGUUCAAUCCAUUGGAAAACGGAAUUUUAUUAAGAAUAUUAGUUGGGGCACGUGUAUUUAAGAAGACAAAGGAACAACUGCAAUUGGAGGAUGCUGGUUUGCAUGGCGCAAAGUGGUGGUAUAUUGCUUUAACAAUGCCUACGGCGGUAUUAGUUUGUUGUGCUGUUUUCUAUUUCUUUUUAGAAUUUGGUAAGGGUCAUCGUGAUUUCUCUGACGUUACUGAAAAUGCAAUUAAAUCAAGACAUCGUAUCAUUGAUAAGAUGUCAAAUAUCCAAAAAUUUAGCAAUAUGAAGAAUAGAAAGUAUUCUGAACUUCCUGUCACUAAUAAAACUGAUAAGCAAUAUUAG